CACAACCAUCAUCUCGGCUGCCUGUCGUCUGCGUUCAAGUUCCCCCCCCCGCAAUGCCCGAAGCAUUGAAAGCCGUUGAUUUCGACACCUUCCUGGCCAAGUACGGCUUGGAGCAAUACCGGGCUGCUUUGGUCGACAACGAGGUCGACUCGGCCGACCUGGUGCUUGAGCUUUCGGAAGCGGACUUGGCCAGUCUGUCCCUUGGGGCUGAGGCCGUGCAGAGAAUCAAACAAGCCCAGGCCACUCCCCUUGCUACCGCUGUCGACGAGGCCAACCCGAAUGCCGGCAACGAUGCACCAGCCACCCCGGUGUGCCAUCAGGGCCAUGGUGCCCAUGAUAUCUACAUCAGUUAUCAAUUCGUUACCGAGGCCAAGUCCGCCGAACGACUGUAUGAAAGCCUAUCGGUCAGCCAAGCUGCCCAGAAGCCCCUCUGCGUCUACUUUGACAAGUUGUGCACCCAGGACGUUUCGCAGUGGAAGCUUGAGAACCUGACCGAGAUGCGGGGUCUCAGCGUCAUUAUUGUGCUGAUCUCCGAGAAGGGACUGGCUUCCACCCGCGAGGCUCAUCUCAAGCCCGACACCCAGUUCCUGGAGGUCCAGCAUAGCCUGAAGCUGAUGCAAGAAUCCGUUGGGAAAGAGUCGUCGGUCAUUGUCCAGCCUGUUUUUAUGUGGUCCAGAGAAACAGUCGACAACGAGUCCUUUGUCCGCAAGUUCUUUCCUGAUCCCAACGAGUUUCCUGACGAGCCCCCCUGCCACGAACUGAGCCCCGUCUUUGCGGACGGCAAAGCCAUGACAAUCCAGCAGACUCUGCGAGAGCUUUUGAAGCUUCAAGCGCUUGAUGCUGCCGAUGGCGAGGCCCUUGACAGACUCGUACCCCACAUUCGCGAUCUAGUCGCCAAGUCAAAAAAGUAGAUACCGGCCAUCCUCCCAUUCUCUCGUGCCUGUGUUGAACCCGAUGACGAACCGGGCCACCCAAGGACAAACUAUCGCCUAUGGAGAAUCAUCAGAGGACUCUGUCUCGGCGAGAUUAGAGGAACUGGGCUGGCAGAUGCGAGAUAAAUGACAAUCAAUACAGCAUGCAAUAAUCAGCCUUGAAGAUGG
This is a messenger RNA of Polychytrium aggregatum, 1100 nucleotides long. RefSeq lists its product as uncharacterized. Gene Ontology annotation, molecular function: protein binding. The transcript is spliced from 6 exons. The record is from RefSeq and is a predicted model, not a curated record. Lineage: Eukaryota; Fungi; Chytridiomycota; Chytridiomycetes; Polychytriales. Bases 54 to 911 code for a protein of 285 amino acids.